Messenger RNA from Pogonomyrmex barbatus (red harvester ant), 2977 nucleotides. RefSeq names its product zwei Ig domain protein zig-8. Lineage: Eukaryota; Metazoa; Arthropoda; Insecta; Hymenoptera; Formicidae. Gene Ontology annotation, biological process: synapse organization. Gene Ontology annotation, cellular component: neuron projection membrane. The record is from RefSeq and is a predicted model, not a curated record.
UCAUAUCAGAACCUAAUCUCUCUUCAGUUUUUGAUUAUUUGCUAUGUAUCAUUCAAAUAUACGUAUUAUCGAAAUAUAUAUAUCAAAGCCAAAUCAUCAUACUGAUAAUUCUACAAUGUUCGACAAUGUAGUUGAAUAGUCUUCGAUUAAACUAUCUAUUCAGCCUCAUUGCAGCAAGAUCAGUUUAUAUCACUGUCUACCUUGUAUGCGGAUACGGACGUAUUCACUGAAAUCCAAUGACAAGUGAAAUUAAUAUCCCUAGCCGUGUUGUGUGCAUACCGAAUUAGUUCUGUCGAUUAUGAUUUGCUGGCAGUAACACCCGAUCGGGUAAUGGAUGCGCGAAUUCAAUUGAAACCAUAUCACGUUCGUUUUCAAUCGAGCAUUCCGCAGCGCGUCACUUAAUGUAAACUUAUCGAAGGACCGGUAGCAUAUGCCGCGCAUUUGGUCCACAUAUUGUUGAUCUCGCUACUCGCAUGGUUCACACGAAAACAAAUAGCACGUACACUUUUCAGCAGCGCGAUAGAAAUGACAUCAUGCACGCAACGCGAUUAAACACUCUCCUCCCUCAUUUUUGCCGUCGGUGUUUGAAAUCGUAAUAGCGGCGGAAGUAAUUACUUUCCCGAGUAAUUGCAUACACUCGCGCGUGAUGGCUCGUUGCAUAAUUCGGGAAAGUAUAUCGUUGCGUAUAAUACGAGAUAUAAUCUAAUUACAGCGACGAUGAUUUUCUCACAUUAAUUUUUAUCACGCUGAUCAUUUAACAUUUAAAGAAAUGUCUUUUAUAUACGUAACUUUAAUCAAACCAAGAAAAUAGAACAUUUUUAUUUUGCUCUAUAUUUCAUGAAUUAUUUUAUCGUUAUUUAUAUUUUCGCGAGAACUUAAGAGAAGAAUAAUCUUCAUUCGAUCUAUAAACGCCUCUUUAUUUGUAAAACAGUUGUGCGAGAUAUUAUCAACGAUUGACGGAAAUAAUACGGCCAAGUGGCAAGUGUUGGAAACUGUCAGUGAGCAAAGUGAAUUCCUUUUUAUUGCUUACCAGGAAAGUACGUCGCCCUCGGUCGACUGUUGCAGCUUUGAAGAAGCGGUUGACGUGAAAUGUAUCGGAAACGAUGGACUGUGAAAGCACUCGGAAUGGAUUUACAAUAUAGCGGCAAUGGAACCGGUCGGUGCAAACCUUUCAAAAUGAUCUGCGUUUUCAUCCCCUUCAUGCUACUGCAUGAGAGCAUUGCGUAUGAAUCGCGUAUUUUCAUGGCGGAUACCUUUCAAGAACAUACAACAUUGGAAAUUGAUCCAUACUUCGACACAACAGUGCCGUCCAAUAUCACUGGCUUGGCCGGAGAAACUGUUCAAUUGGCGUGCAGAGUGAAGAACCUCGGAAACAGAACGGUUUCAUGGGUCAGGCAUCGUGAUAUUCAUUUGCUGACAGUUGGCAGAUACACUUACACGAGCGAUCAACGCUUCGAGGUGAUGUACAAGAUACAUCCGGAAGAAUGGAUUCUUAGAAUACGAUAUCCGCAACGAAAAGAUACUGGUAUUUACGAGUGUCAAAUAUCUACCACUCCACCCAUCGGUUAUCCUGUUUAUCUUACUAUAAUCGAGCCCGUGACGGAAAUAACCGGCGGUCCAGACCUGUUCAUCAACAAGGACAGCACGAUAAAUUUGACAUGCUACGUAAGAUACGCGCCCGAACCACCGUCAACGAUAAUUUGGAGUCACAAUCAUCAGGUGAUUAACUUCGACUCGCCGAGGGGUGGCAUCAGCUUAGUAACGGAAAAGGGACCCGUGACUUCAAGCCGUUUACUCAUUCAGAAGGCAGUCGAAAGAGAUUCCGGUCUUUACACGUGCUCACCCAAUAACACUCAUCCUAACAGCGUACGGGUCCACAUAGUCAAUGAAGAACACCCAGCGGCAAUGCAUCACGGUAGAGGCGACAGAAUAGCCGCGACGCUGCUUCCGGUCGUCCUACUUCUUCGGAUGAUAUUCUAGCCGACGUUAUGCACUCCGGGUUGAAUACGCGCGAAAGCAAGCGCGGUCGCCUAACUCCCACGAAACCAUCGGGCGGAGAUUCUGUUUCGCGGUUUUGUCUCCAAGAAUUCAACUCACUGCGACGCGCAUUCGACACGUGCGUUUCUCGCGAAAGUAACGGAAUAUCUCACCGUAGAUUUGCAUCGCGACGUCAACACGUGUCUCCUAUUACCGUCGUUACAACGUUAAAUUGAUUGGGACGCAGCCGCACAUUACGGAAAAUCCAAUUGUUACAUUAUCGCUUGGAAGACGCGAAUUAAAAUAUAUAUUAGACUAAAUGUAUCGCAAAUGGAUAAAUUGUCGAAACUCAUAUAUUUAGUUUUGUGUGAUUAUGUGGUAAAAUGUGCGAACGAAAAUUUAGCUUAAAUGAUUAAAGGGUUUGAUACAAAUUAAAAAUAUUUUUUAUUAGCAGAAAUAUUAAAUUAUGCAACGAUAUUCUUAAUCGCCGAUUCUUUCCUUAUAAUCGGUGAGCGAGAACUUGUCUAUAAUAAUUCUUAAAUAUGAUUAUAGUUGAAUGAAUUCACUGAAAUUGAAACUUUCACGAUACUUUCAAGGUCGUUGUCAUUUUGCGAAAGAGAACAACGUUUAGGAACGUGCCCUACUACGGAAACAAGUACGAAGUCCUUUUCUUUUCUGGCCAAGAGUCACAAGUCCGUUUUCGCCGUCUGGAAUCUUUCCUCACUUUCCGAAAUAAAAAUCGUCUGCAAAGAAAGAACAUUUUCACAAAUACCAUACUAAUAUAACGCGUGACCUAAAAACGAGCCAACAAACACAUUUCUGAAAUGAUAUUUACGAAAGAAGAAGCGAAAAUAGGAAAAGUACAUUGUUACCGCUUUGAAAGAAUCCGCUUUGAAGACGAUAUUUUUCGAUAUUAAAUAAAUUAAAGAAAAACAUCCCCGCGCAACGAAAAAUAUAGAAAACUAAUAAAGGAAGUUGAUUCACUGAGCAUAAAAAAAAA